Messenger RNA from Rotaria sp. Silwood2, 717 nucleotides. Lineage: Eukaryota; Metazoa; Rotifera; Eurotatoria; Philodinida; Philodinidae. The record is from the annotation of a GenBank genome assembly.
AUGUUUUGUCUUGCUUUCUUUAGGUUGCUGAGUGUCACAUCAAAUAAAUAUUUGGUUCCUGAUAUUAAUAGUAUUGAUACAAUGUUCACUAUUUUAUCUCUUGUAGCGUGUCUAUCAUUGGUGCGUACCACAGAAGCUUUCGUCAUGAAUGCUUCGUAUGUUGCCAAUGAUGAUAUCCAACCAAAAUUGAUGGUCACUAAUUUAGCUACUAUCCUACGCAAUGCGGGUCUUAAUGUCGUGGAAGUUAGUGGCUGGACGACGCGUGGUCAUGGACAAAUGAAUUCUGUAAAGAGUAUUAUUGUUCAUCAUACGGCUGGUCCAGCAACUGGUGACAUGCCUUCAUUGAACUUUAUUCGUGACGGUAGUUCGAGUCUUGCUGGACCACUCUCACAACUUGCAUUAGGUCGCACUGGUACAUGGUAUGUCGUCGCAACAGGUCUUUGUUAUCAUGCGGGUGUAGUUACUGAUUCAUCAUUGUAUUCGAAUGCCAACGCCAUUGGUAUUGAAGCUGAAAGUACAGGGGUUCCUGCUGCCAAUAGUGGACAUGUACAUUGGCCCGAAGUACAAUGGCAAAGUUAUAUACGUGGCGUUCGGGCCCUCAAGAAUGCUUUUAAUGUUCCUACUGCACGAGUUAAGGGACACAAGGAAGUCGCAUCACCGUUAGGCCGUAAAAUUGAUCCCAACUUUUCUAUGGAUGAAUUCCGUGCUGCUCUCUAA